Messenger RNA from Esox lucius (northern pike), 1132 nucleotides. Its product is annotated as ladderlectin-like. Gene Ontology annotation, molecular function: signaling receptor activity. Bases 35 to 547 code for a protein of 170 amino acids. Lineage: Eukaryota; Metazoa; Chordata; Actinopteri; Esociformes; Esocidae. The record is from RefSeq and is a predicted model, not a curated record. The transcript is spliced from 6 exons.
UGAAUCCCUUGAAUAACGUUGGGAACUUGGGACAAUGGCGAUGUUGAACAUUCUUAUCCUUCUCAGUUCUAUAGUUGCUCUGGGAGACUUCUCUGCUCUGGGCAACGCAAAUCCAGUGGAGGAGCAGGAGGAUUGGGGAUGUGGUAGAUCAUGUCCCUGGGGUUGGACUGAAUACAACUCACAUUGUUACAUUUACGACAACACUGCGAGGACAUGGUCCCAAGCUGAGCAAAAUUGUCUGUACCUUGGAGGAAACCUGGUGUCUAUUCACAACGCUGGUGAGAAUGAGGCUGUGAAGAAUGUGGUGUUUAGAGCAACUAAUUCUUACCCUUGGACCUGGAUAGGAGGAUCGGAUCUUUAUAAGACCAAGGUGUGGUUCUGGAGUGACGGAACCAAAUUUGAUUACAGUAACUGGGCGAGUGGGGAGCCCAAUAAUGGUGGAGGCAAAGAGCAUUGUGGUCAAAUAAAUUAUCAAGGAGCUGGUUACUGGAACGAUUUACGCUGUGAAUUAACAUUGCCAUCUGUGUGCAAGCUCAGACAACAGUAAAUCCAGCAAAACAUCAACAAAUGCAACUCAACUGUGUCAAAUAUGAAACACUUUUUAUGGUAAAGUCUAAUACUUGUUAGUUGAUUACUUGCUGUAAAAGGAAUGUUACAAAAUGUUGACAAAUGGUUUUGAAGUUUGAUGUUAAUAAAACUAGUGAAAGCAUUAUAUGUCUGAAAAUUAAAAUCAAUCAGGUCAUGUGAAUUAUUUCCUUUGAAAUACUUAUAGGUCCCAAUAUUUCAGUAUCGUUUGUCUGACAGUAGGAGAGAAAACAGUCUGUGGCUUUGGUGGCUGAAAUCUUGGAUUACGCUCUGGGCCUUCAUCUGGCACUGUCUAGCAUAGUGGAUCUGGAUGGCAGGGAGCUCGGCCACGGUGAUGUACUGGGCCCUCAGCACCAACCUGUGAACUGCUUUGCGGUCAGAGAUGGUAGUUUUGAAAUACCAAGCGGUGGUGCAGCUGGCCAACAUGCUCUCAGUGGUUCAGUGAAAUAUUUUGAGUAUCUCAGGAUGCAUUCCAAAUCACUUCUGCCUCCUCAUGGGGAGGAGGCGCUGUCUUUACAAUUAUGUUUUGUUUGGAUCAUGAACGGUC